Messenger RNA from Xiphias gladius (swordfish), 2000 nucleotides. RefSeq names its product APEX nuclease (multifunctional DNA repair enzyme) 1 (gene apex1). Gene Ontology annotation, molecular function: phosphoric diester hydrolase activity; endonuclease activity; DNA-(apurinic or apyrimidinic site) endonuclease activity. The record is from RefSeq and is a predicted model, not a curated record. NCBI's taxonomy places the organism in Eukaryota, Metazoa, Chordata, Actinopteri, Istiophoriformes, Xiphiidae. The transcript has 6 exons. The coding region runs from base 421 to 1353 and encodes 310 amino acids. Gene Ontology annotation, biological process: base-excision repair. Gene Ontology annotation, cellular component: nucleus.
GGGUUCGCCUCACGAAAAAGCUUUGUGUAACUUGUGUUUAAGUUUAGCAGCAUGUCAGGAUAAUGUGAAGUCCGUCAUGCUGGCUAAUGCUUUUUUAAAUCAUGUUUUUUUUAAAUUAGGAAUAAAAAUGUGGAUUUUUUUUUUUGUAGUUUGCAUCUGGCAUAUGUUUAGGCAGUCACCAAAUACAGAAAGCACGCGGUCUGAAAGCUUUACUGUGCUUUGUAUGUGAGUGUGGGGGGGGAAGUGAGUGGGAAGCAGCACUUUUCUGGUCUUUGCAUCCUGUUGUAAGAGUACAAAGGGAAGGUAUCGUGGUUUGACCAACAACCGUCAGGCCGAUACAGGUGCCGAUCGGCGCGUGUGCUGUUGAGUGUGCGUGUUGUGUGUCUGCGAGGUGUGUUUGCAGUCAGAGCGAAUACAAGUAUGAAGAGAGGCAAGAAGGCAGAGGAGGCAGCUGCAGAUGGGGAAAAUGACAACAGCUCUGCUACUGCAAAGAAAGCAAAGAAGGUUAAGGAACCAGAGGCCCCAAUACUGUAUGAUGACCCUCCUGACAAAAUGACCAGCAAAGAUGGACGAGACGCCAACAUGAAGAUUACCUCCUGGAAUGUCGAUGGGCUGAGGGCCUGGGUGAAAAAGAAGGGUCUGGAUUGGGUGCGUGAGGAGGCUCCAGAUGUUUUGUGCCUGCAAGAGACCAAGUGUGCUGAGAAAGACCUCCCUGCUGACAUUACUUCAAUGCCUGAGUACCCACACAAGUACUGGGCUGUCUCAGAUGACAAGGGGGGUUACAGUGGUGUGGCCAUGCUCUGCAAGACUGAACCCCUCAAAGUGACCUAUGGCAUUGGCAAAGAGGAGCAUGACAAGGAGGGCCGUGUCAUCACUGCCGAGUUCCCCAACUUCUACUUGGUGACCGCCUAUGUGCCAAACGCCGGCAGAGGCCUUGUGCGCUUAGAUUACCGCAAAAGCUGGGACGUGGAUUUCCAGGCGUAUCUGAGUGAGCUGGACGUACAGAAGCCCUUGGUACUGUGCGGCGACCUCAACGUCGCACACCAGGAGAUUGACCUGAAGAACCCCAAGGGGAACAAGAAAAACGCAGGCUUUACUCCUGAGGAGCGUGAGGGCUUCAGCCAGCUGCUGGCAGCCGGUUUCAGCGACAGCUUCCGUGAGCUCUAUCCUGAGCAGACCAACGCCUAUACCUUCUGGACCUACAUGAUGAACGCCCGCGCAAAGAACGUGGGCUGGAGGCUCGAUUACUUUGUGCUGUCGUCCUCCUUGCUACAAGGCCUGUGCGACAGUAAGAUCCGCAACAAGGUGAUGGGAAGCGACCACUGCCCAAUCACUCUGCACAUAGUUGUGUAGGUCACUGUGUGGGCAGCAGGGUUACGGGUUUGCCUAGCCUGAUCUGUUUUCUUAAUAUUUCUGUUCAGAUUCGGCUCAAACAAUCAUGUGUGCCGAUGUGUGCUCUGUUAGAAUGAAGCAAAACGCACUUGGGCAGGGCAGUCUUGCGUCUGUUAAAAUUUCUCAUGGGUGAAGUGCUGCCUAAUCUCAGUCAUUCAUCAAAGUCAGCAGUAGCUUAUUUGUCUAGUACUUUUAGCUUUUUUGCCUGGAAGUUUAAUAAAAUUACUCUACAAGACAAUAAGUAAAACCCUUUUGUCCUCUUCCUGUAACUGAAAUUUUUCAGUAAACCCAGUGAUGUACACCUGAAUUAAUCUUGGCAAUUCUGUAAAAAUACAACACUAAAUGCAAAAGAAGUCUAAGCUGAUUUACAACAAUGACCUAUGACCAGCUGUCAAACUAUUUCACCGUAUUAUUCCUGUGAGCAGUACUGCGGAUCUGAGACACAAGCCUAUGUUUUUUUUGUCUGACUGUUUGAAAUUAACCUACUGCUGUGAAGAGAAAAUGUAUUUUGUUGUAGAAAAUGUUUUAAGCCUCCUUUUCAAACCAGUGUUAAACUUUCUGUUGUAAAACUUGGCCAGCUUCUCAAUAAAAACUGAAUUUAUGUAGAA